GUGGUGGUGCAACGGCUAAUCUACACAACAGGUUUAUUUUCUCGCCCCUGUGCUUUGGGUGGUUCACAAUCAUGUGUUUGGUUUGCUUCCAGAUGAUGUUCCUUGGAUGAAAAGCAACAACUGGUCAGUCAGUGGGAAGCUGAGUGAACCCAUGUACGCGAAGGUGUCACCGGCUCGUUUUUUCCCGUGGAGAGCAGCCGACCGCACGCACAACGCCCGCACAUUGAGCCGAGUGGACCGUGAGAGCGCACCCGCUCCAAGAUGAACAUCCAGAUUGCGCCCGAGCACAAGCUCUCGUCGGUGGCCCCGCUCAAGGAAUGCAACGUAGAUAAAAAGGAAGUCGAGCUCUUGCUGGUCAAGGACCAGAACGGCGUACAGUACACCAGCUCAUCAAUCGUCCCCGCGUCAAGCCGAUACGCUGGGCCACCCGGGUCUAACUCCGAGGAGGAGCGGGAGUUGUGGGGCAAGAAAAUUGACUUUCUACUCUCCGUCAUUGGUUUCGCGGUCGACUUGGCGAAUGUAUGGAGAUUCCCUUACCUGUGCUACAAAAAUGGAGGGGGAGCCUUUUUGAUCCCCUACAUUCUUUUCUUGGUCAUUGCGGGGAUGCCAUUGUUCUACAUGGAACUGGCCUUGGGCCAGUACACCAGGGAAGGGGCGGCCACUGUGUGGAAGAUCUGUCCCAUCUUUAAAGGCGUAGGCUACACAGUGAUUGUCAUCGCACUUUACGUGGGUUUCUACUACAACGUCAUCAUCGCCUGGUCUCUGCACUACUUGUUCUCCUCCAUGACCCGCGAGCUGCCGUGGCUCAAAUGCGACAACCCUUGGAACAGCCCUAACUGCACUGACCCCAAGGCAAUCAACAGCUCGGUCCUGGGCAAUGGUACCACAUAUGCCAAGUACAAGAUUACCCCAGCAGCGGAAUACUAUGAACGCGGUGUGCUGCACCUCCAUGAGAGCAAAGGUAUCGAGGACCUGGGCCUUCCUCGUUGGGAGUUGUCACUGUGCCUGGUAGUGGUGGUCUUCAUUCUUUACUUCAGUUUAUGGAAAGGUGUCAAGUCCUCAGGGAAGGUGGUUUACAUCACUGCCACCAUGCCCUACGUGGUCCUGUUUGUGUUGCUCAUUCGAGGAAUCACGUUGCCGGGAUCCAUGGAUGGCAUUCGUGCCUAUCUGCACAUCGACUUUAAGAGGCUCAACAAUCUAGAGGUGUGGAUUGAUGCUGCAACCCAGAUAUUUUACUCCCUCGGAGCAGGAUUUGGGGUGCUCAUUGCCUUUGCUAGCUACAACAAAUUUGACAACAACUGCUACAGGGAUGCUCUUUUGACCAGCACUGUGAACUGCGUCACCAGUUUCUUCUCAGGAUUCGCCAUUUUCGCUGUGUUGGGUUACAUGGCGUACAAACACGGGGUGAAAAUAGAAGACGUGGCAACCGAGGGGGCGGGAUUGGUGUUCAUCAUCUACCCAGAAGCUAUUUCUACCCUUCCGGGCUCAACGUUUUGGGCGAUUGUGUUCUUUAUCAUGCUGCUGACUCUCGGCAUCGACAGCUCAAUGGGAGGCAUGGAGGCCGUCAUCACAGGACUGGCGGAUGAUUUCAAGAUCUUAAAGAGGAACAGGAAGCUGUUCACCUUCGCAACAGCCUUUGGCACUUUCUUGUUUGCAUUGCUCUGCGUGACUAAUGGUGGAAUCUACGUGCUGACACUAUUGGACAAGUAUGCUGCCGGGACAUCCAUUCUCUUCGCUGUGUUGAUCGAGGCCAUUGGCGUCUCAUGGUUUUAUGGUGUGGAUCGCUUCAGCGAAGAUAUCGAAAAAAUGAUGGGCUUCAAGCCGGGACUUUACUGGAGACUGUGCUGGAAAUUCGUCAGCCCUACUUUUCUUUUGUUUGUGGUCAUUGCCAGCACGGUGACCUCGUCAGGCCUCAAGUAUGAUGAAUAUAUCUUCCCCCAUUGGUCCAACGUUUUGGGAUGGGGCGUGGCCAUGUCCUCGAUGAUUUUUGUGCCCGUCUAUGCUGUGUACAAAUUCUGCAGCGUGCCAGGAACCUUCAAAGAGAAAAUAGCCUAUUGCAUCACUCCCGAACAUGAACAUCACUUGGUGGCGGAGGGAAACAUACGGCAGUUUAAACUCAGGCACUGGUUGGCCAUCUGAUGAAUACCCCAAGAAUUCCUUCAUCAAUUGUCCCAAGACGAGAGGGGCCUUUUUUUUAGCCAGUUGCACCACUCUUGUUACUUAGCCAGGCUUUCUUCAUAUCAUAUUAGCCUACAAGUCGUUUCACGUCUCUAGUGUUACAUACACGUACUGGUCAGUGACAAUGUUUAGUAGUGCAUUCAUGGACUCAAGUUCAGCAAUGUUGACUGUUAUCUCCUGCAAGGCACUGAAUCAAAACCAAAAAUUCAUACGACACACUUUUUGUUACUUUUAUGGGCCUUAUGAAUGUUGUUAUGUUUAUUUAGGCGAGCAUAUUUGCUCUUUUGUUGCUUUAUCCGUGCCUUAAUCGAGCGAGACACUGCGUUUAUUUUUUACAUUGCAUUUCGAGAGCGGUUUAAAAGAAAAAAAAAAGUAAAAAUGAACUUUUUUGACUCAGGAAGCCGCAGAUAUAUGGAUCUAAAUACUGUGUAUGUGCAUAUGUAUAUCUAUAUGUACACGCAUAUAUAGAGAUGUAUACUUUAUAUACACACACAGUAAUACCUUAGUUUGUGGAUGCCAAUCACUUUGUGUGCCAUAAUGGUCCGAAUAGGGCCAAACAGGUAGCCAUUUUUUGUGUCACGUUAAAUUAAAAAUACAAGGGAAAACAAAAUAUUCAUACAAAUCCUGAGCGUGAUGUGAUGGAUUGAAUGAUGGUAGCGCUUUUACAUUCUGAGCUGAGUUAUGUUAGGGCCACAUUGAAUAAAUAUGAACUCAACAUUACUCUCAAAACAUUGUAACUAAUUUUCCUGGAAAAUGUUAUUCUAAAUGUAUUAAGUUUUGGAGGAGAAACAGAAUUUAUUUGUGUAAUUUUAUCAUUAUUAUUUGUAAUUGUAAUUAUUUAUAUGACCAUGUCAUUUUUUCUUGACUACCUAUGAAAGCUAUUAAGACUUUUGAAAUAAUUACAUUUAAUUUUCAAAAACAGUUCGUUUUCUAUGAAGAAAAGGUGGUUUUAAUCUUCGGUGAGCAAGCAAAGUAUUUCUUUUUUCUCAAACUGACCCAAACCUAUGAAUGAAUUGACACAUCCAGUAUACUCCACAUACUGUGUCAUACCCAAGAGGCCCAAACUUACUACAUGUACAGUGUAUCACAAAAGUGAGUACACCCCUCGAAUUUCUGCAGAUAAUUAAAGUAUAUGUUGUCAUGGGACAACACUGACAAAAUGACACUUUGACACAAUGAAAAGUACCGUAAUUUCCCUAAUGUAAAGCGCACCCAUGUAUAAUGCGCACCCCAAAUUUACUUGUAAAAUCUAAGGAAAAUUAUUGUACCCGUUUAUAACGCGCACCCUAAUUUUAGCACCAAUGAAUGGAAGAACACAAGAAAACAGAGCUUGUUUACAGAUACAGAAAUGUCAUUUUACUGACUGGUGCACAAGCAUAGCACAUUGGUAGUUCAAAACAUUACCGUAACCUGACAAUAUUUACGGUAAUAAUAUGAUUUGACAACUUCUCCAACUUACCAGAAUCUAGGAGAAAACAAAACAGAUGUGACUUUUCUUUUAAAGGCUGCUGUAUCACUUGCUCGUUUCAUCAUGAUGAAUAAAUGUUUCUUCCAUGGAUUGACACGGUAAAAUGAAAGAACGUAAGUGGGAAAUCCGAGAGCACUCAUCGCUGUCAACACGACAGUAACAAUAGGAACUAUUGUUAUUUGGGUUUGAGUUUCCCAAGGGACAGAUAUAGUUGACAGACACACACAGGAAGUCUGUUACGUUUGUUAUAGUCCGAGUUGCGGAGCUGCAAUAAACGUUGACUCAAAUGAGUUCAAGAAACUAAAUUAUGUGCUUUAUGAAGCAUUAAAAAAGCUGAAUUUACCACAGACGAAAUCAUUCGGCCAAUUAGAGUGAAGUAUUACCGAAACAAAAUGGUGACGUCACGUACCAUAAUGGUCGGCAACGGGUCGCCGCAUACGUUUCUUCAACUACACGUGGCCGUGUCAAUUAAAAAAAAAAAAUCGUUUUAUAUAUAUAUAUAUAUAUAUAUAUAUAUAUAUAUAUAUAUAUAUGUCAUAAAUAUAUAUUUCUGUCUCCAUCCACGUACCCGUUUAUAAUGCACACCAUGAUUUUACAAGUUGAUUUGGGGGGAAAAAAGUGCGCGUUAUAUUCGGGAAAUUACGGUAGUAGAGUUAAUUUAUUUUCCCCCCAAAAUAACUCAAAAUAUAGCCAUUAAUAUCUAAUCCCCUGGCAACAAAAGUGAGUACACCGCAAAAUGUCACGUGACUCGUUACAGGAGUGCUUUCAGCAUUGCUGCAGAGAUUGAAGAGUUGGGGGUCAGUCUGUUAGUGCUCAGACCGUAUGCCGUACUCUACAUCAAAUUGGUGUGCAUGGCUGUCACCCCAGGAGGACGCCUCUUCUGAAGACUGUACACUAGAAAGCCCGCAGUUUGCUGAAGACAUGUCAAGAAAGCACAUGGAUUACUGGAAACAUGUCCUUUGGUCUGAUGAGACGAAGAUUAAUUUGUUUGGUUCUGAUGGUCUCAAGCAUGUGUGGCGGCGACCAGGUGAGGAGUACAAAGAUAAGUAUGUCAUGCCUACAGUCAAGCAUGGUGGUGGGAAUAUGCCCCCCCCAAUAUCUUCAGCAAUGCUGACAGCACUCCUGUAACAAGUCACAUGACGUUUUGGAGGGAAAAUGACAAGCAGUACUCAAUUCGGACAUUUGGGGAUGUACGUAGGUCCAAUUCGGUGUACUCACUUUUGUUGCCGGGGGUUUAGAUAUUAAUGGCUAUAUUUUGAGUUAUUUUGAGGGGAAGAUAAAUUAACUCUAUUAUAUAAACUGCACAUAGUCUACUUUUCAUUGUGCUAAAGUGUCAUUUUGUCUGUCUUGUCCCAUGAAAAGAUAUACUUAAAUAUCUGCAGAAAUGCGAGAGGUGUACUCACUUUUGCGAUACACUGUAUGCAUUCAACUGUAUAAUUGCUGGCAAACUGAAAAAUGCAUUGAUAUUAAUUUAAUAUAUUACAUUACAUUUUUUGUGACAACAUGGAUCAGGAAUUACCACAAAAACAAACAAUUGUUUGCGCGCUCUUCAAAGUUUGGAAACCCUACUAUGAAUUAUGCUGGAACGCCAUAAGCAUUUUUACUUAUUUGUUUUUAUUGCCAUAAAAGUGCCACGAUGAAAGUUCUGUCUUACUUUUUUCUCUUUAAUUUGACAUACAAACUUUACAGAGAGAAGUAAAGCUACAGAGUUGGAAAAAAAAUCCAAAUAUAUGUGGAAUAUACUAUAUAAGAGGAUAUAAAAGUAUAUAUUCUUUUGUUAUAUCUAAUCUUGUAUUUAUCAAAUGGUUUAUAAAAAAUGUGAAUGUAAAGUAUUUUAAAUGUCCUAAAUGUCAUAUCAUGUGUGUUUGAUGUGUAGCUAAGAUUAAAAGUCUAAACUAUUCUUCAGUGUAAUCCUGGGCGAAUUUGUUAUGAUGCAACGUGAACAACUACACCCUGGCUUUCCUGGACUAUGUUUACAAAAAUACUGUGUAUAAUAAUAACAAUAAUAAUAAUAAUAUCCUUUUAAUGUCCUGUUGAACAUGAGUGGCAAAUAUCUAUGAAGAUG
This is a messenger RNA of Corythoichthys intestinalis (scribbled pipefish), 5711 nucleotides long. It is a transcript of the gene slc6a2, whose product is annotated as solute carrier family 6 member 2. The record is from RefSeq and is a predicted model, not a curated record. Gene Ontology annotation, cellular component: presynaptic membrane; neuron projection; neuronal cell body membrane. Lineage: Eukaryota; Metazoa; Chordata; Actinopteri; Syngnathiformes; Syngnathidae. Gene Ontology annotation, molecular function: norepinephrine:sodium symporter activity; dopamine:sodium symporter activity. Gene Ontology annotation, biological process: dopamine uptake involved in synaptic transmission; sodium ion transmembrane transport. Bases 262 to 2139 code for a protein of 625 amino acids. The transcript has 15 exons.